Molecule: messenger RNA, 2488 nt
Organism: Callorhinus ursinus (northern fur seal)
Lineage: Eukaryota; Metazoa; Chordata; Mammalia; Carnivora; Otariidae
Gene: CLDND2
Product: claudin domain containing 2
Cellular component (GO): plasma membrane
Source: RefSeq, a predicted model, not a curated record
ACCUGCCGUCAGGGGGCUCCUGCGCAUGGAGCCGGGGCAGGAGGGGACUCAGGCAGGGCCCCACGUUGGCUCCCUCCUCCCGCCCUUGUCUUCCCCUGUGUUUCUACCUUGAAACCCUGCCCUUUCUCUUUUCUCCGUGGUCUUUCCCACUUCAGUGCUCUUUCCCUCUCACGCCCCUCCCUGAUUUCGUCACCCUUGUCUUCACUCUGGUCCUCUUCGCUCCCUUCAUGAAUUCAUGUGCUCCUUCAGUGGGCUUUUCCUGAGCUCAUCCUUUCUGCUUGGUCUCCCUGGGGAUGCUGAUGGGAGUCUGACCCGGGCCCUGCCCACUGGGGGCUGCAAGUCCAGGCAGAGCCUGGGAUGGUGGGGACAAAGACGGACUGUGACAGGGGGGGGGGGGGGGGGAGGGUGCUUAGGGGCUUCUCGAAGGCCAAGGAAAGGCCAUCCAGGCAGAGGGACCCAAAGGUGGAGGUGUGGAAAGCCUGGAGGUUUUCAGGGGAUGGAGGACAGUGCUUUGUGGUGGAAUGCAGAAUGCAGGGGUGGUGGGGCAUGAGGAUGGAGAAGCAGGUGGGAGCAACGGCCCAACGGUCACAGGGACUCUCUCCUGAGGGCAGUGGGGAGCUAGGAGGAGGUUGGGAGCUGGGGAGGGACAACGCCAGUUCCAGGUGCCAGAAAGACCCCUCUGGGGCAUGCAGGGAGGCCCAAAGGGAGAGAGGAGCUUGGCAACGCAAGGGGUGCAACUGGGACCAGGGCGUGAGGUGGGAAAGAGGGAAGGAGCCAGAAAGAUUUGGGGGGAGAGGGCAGAAGGAACCAGACUCAGGGAUUCAAGGGCUUUGUGGAGUGACGGGCAAGAGGGAGCAAGGAUAGUGCCCAGGGGAGCGGCACAACCAACCAGGUGGGAUGGUGGAGUCAUCCCUGGUUUGGUGGAAGAUGCUGAGCUCGGCCAGGAUAUGGCUGUCGGGGGUCUGGGAGAGGGACCCAGUGAGGAAGCUCCUCUGGUGAGAAGGGGCAGGAUGGAGGUUCCAGGGAAACGGGCACAAAGUGGAGGGAGGAGGAGGAGCAGGGGCUUGUGUGGGGACCUAAGGGGGCACAGUUGGGAGAGCUGGGGACCUGCAGAGCUUAUGAGAUCAAGGGAAGCGUUUUCACAAGGUUAUGAUCUACUAUGUCAUGGCCUUUCAGCUCCCCACACACCUGCCAUCUGACUGAGCUGUCUCUGUGUUAGAGGAGUUGCUUAGGUGUGUGCGUAUGUGUGUGUAUGUGGGUGGGUGGGCGGUUAUCUCUUUAAAUGGCUGAUGGGAGAGGGGAUUCUGGAACUCCUCCUGCCUCACAGAGACCCAGUCUCCCUUCCCCCACCCCUCUGGACUCUGUGUCUGAGAAGCCCUGGGAGCUGGGUGUGAGUCACUCAGGUGGGUGUGUGUAUGGGGGUGGGGAGGGCACUGGACAGGCUAAAGGGACAUUCCACUGGUGAAACACAGGGUCUCUAAGCAGUGAUUCCUUGGGGGUGAGGUCUCAAGGCCCCCAAUAGGAGCAGUAGGUGAUGAAGGUGUUGGGUUUGGGGAGGGCCUGAAGGAGGGGUCCCCAGACAGCGGUGCUCGGGUGCAGUCAGACAUGGAGGGACAUGUGGGAGGGGGUCUCGAGGACCAGGAGAGGACCCAGGAGAGGGGUCUGGGGAUGGGAGGGGUGUUGGCGAAUCUUGAGUGUGUGGCCCUCGGCAGCAGCCUCCCUGGCAUGGGGGUGAAGCGGAGCCUUCAGAGCGGGGGCACCUUGCUGGGCUUCUUGGCCCAAAUCCUCACGAUUCUCUCCACUGCCACCAACUACUGGAUCCGCUACCCCGGGGGCCACAGUGGCUUGUGGCAGGAGUGUAACGGCGGCACCUGCUCCAACAUCCCCUGCCAGACCAUGCUGGCGGUGACCGGGGCGUGCAUGGUGCUGGCGGCGGGCUCCGGCAUCGUGGGUUUGGUGAUGGGGCUGCGGAUUCUGUGCCACGAGGGCGACUCGCGGGGCCAGACUACGAGCGGCAUCUUCUUCCUUUACGGCUUGCUGCUGCUGAUCGCCUUGACAGGCUACACCGUGAAGAACGCGUGGAAAAACGACGUCUUCUUCUCGUGGUCCUAUUUUUCGGGGUGGCUGGCUUUACCCUUCUCUAUUCUCGCGGGUAACCUGGGCAGCGGGAAGAGGGUGGAGGAGACUGCCCAGAGGAUCCCCUUCCCCGCAGACUCCCAGCCGCCCUCCCAGGGACUCCUCAAUACACUCCGCUCCCGACUCCCGCAGACCCGGCAGGGGCGCCCUUGGGGCCCCAAACCCCAGUCCCCGGGGCGCUCCCGGCCAUCUGCCCCAGGACCCACCGUCCCCCACCCGCCCUCCGCUCCGCUCCCGCCAGGCUUCUGCUUUCUGCUGGCGGACAUGAUCAUGCAGAGCACCGAUGCCAUCAGUGGAUUCCCCGUGUGCUUGUGACCGCAGCCUGGGGCAGAAUAAAGGAACGGCUUUCACC